AUGGAGUUCACAUGCAUAGAAGAAUUGGACUUGAAGAUCUUUUCCCUUUUGGGUCCUUGUGAUCUCAUGCGGUCUUGUGUUGUCUCACGUUCCUGGUUCCGGUUCGUGACUAGCUACCCGUUCAUGAGAGACUUAGCGCUACAGAUGGUGAAUGUAGCUAACACCCGAGUCAGUUUCACCAACCAGCACCCUGACUACGCAUUGCUAGUUAGAGCACUCAAGUAUGCUCCUAGGAUUAACUGCCUCUCUGAGGCAGUUAAGGCAUCUUCUCAUCAUCAUCAUGACGUAUAUGACAACAUCUCAAACACCAUCCAUGACUUUAUGCUGGCGGGUCCUUGGAUGAGCAGAGGACGAACUGAUCCAUCGGGAACAGAGUGGCUCAUGUAUAAACUGACUGAGUUGUCUCUCGUUGGUAGCAUCAGAAUCUACCUAGAACCAUCUUAUCCUAGUCUACAUGUCUCUCCAGUCUACGGAGCUCGUGCUGUUCGCUUCAUCUUUGGAGAUGUUAGUGAAGAAGAUGUCUUCAGUGCCACUUUUACUACACCGUUGUUUCCAAUGACUCAGAACAGGUGCCAGAAGUUUAGUCUGGAGAAACCUCUUAUUUGCAUCAACAAGUUUCUGGUUGUGGAGUUUCAUCAACCAGUUCUAUCACUUGGUGGUCUAUACCGUAUGGGGGUCUCGUAUAUCCGUGUCAAGGGAAGAGAUCUUGGAAGCUCGUUUAGACCUACGUUUGUUUCUCCCACAGGGGACGUGGUGCUGCAAGCGACCACUUACUUGGACCCAAAGAAACGAAAACCUCUUGUGAGGGAGAUGAUGAGGAGAGGAUUUAGAAAGGUGAAUAAUGCUUCUGUUCAUUGUAAAGUAAGGAGUUACAAGUGUUUACAUAUCCAAAAGCCUGAGGCAAGCUCUGCUUCAAUAGUAGUAUCUCAAGGUCAGGAAAAUCUUGGUUCUGUGAAUUUGAAUAGUGGUAUGCAGAAAUCUUUGUUCUGCUCCGAGAUUCUUGAAGGCUUAUGA
Eruca vesicaria subsp. sativa (arugula) is the source of this 1014-nucleotide messenger RNA. The record is from the annotation of a GenBank genome assembly. NCBI's taxonomy places the organism in Eukaryota, Viridiplantae, Streptophyta, Magnoliopsida, Brassicales, Brassicaceae.